UAACAAUAUUAUGAAAAGAAAUAUCAAAUUUAAUGACAUUUUUUAUUUCAUUAUUGAUCUGGGUAAAGGAUUAGUAAGUGUUUUGCUAAAAUACAAUAAUUGGUGUUGUUACUUGAAGAUAUUGGUCUUCAUAAAACUGUAUGCUGUUUCAAUUACCAUAUCAUGAAAUAAUGCACUUAAAAAACAGAAGAUUGUAAUAUUUUUAUAAAUAAACUUAGAAAAAAAGUCAUGUGGAAUCGUGCUUCAAGAACUGAUCCAUUAUCUUCAUCAAAAAAAUAUGUCAAUAUUUCACCAGCAUCAUACAAUCCCUAUCCAAAAUUAAAGAAGAAACCCUGCCAUGUACCAUUUAACUGUUCUACCAAUGCACUUGCUUUAGCUGAUACUGGUGUUCCAGCCCCAUGCACUUACAAUAUAAGAUAUAGGAAACACCGUAUUAAAGGAGGUGCAAGUUUAAGGUUUACAGAUCCUAGAGUUACUUUUAGCCGUAAGCCUGGACCUUCUCCUCUUUCUUAUGAUCCAGACUUGUUAUAUGAACAAAAAUGGGAAAGACGUACCAGAGGAAAGAUUUACCGAGGUAAACCUCCUCGUUAUGGAUAUGUUCCUUCAAUUUCUAUACCUCCUGCCCUAUAUGAUGGCUUUGAUAUUAUAAAAGGAAAAGGCUUAGUUCUGAGGCCACCAAGAAUUGAAUUUCGAAAAAGUAUAGAACCCAUGUUUCGUCAUUUUCCAUAUGAGUUGAGCAAUACAACAUUAAAAUAUAAAGGAAACCAAUGGAGUAAGCUAAGGGCUCAGAGAAAAUUUGUAUUAUCGGGAGAUCCUGAUACACCUGGCGUAGGAACUUAUAAUUUAAUGUACAGACUUCUCACGGAACAGAAGGUCAAUAAUUCAGUACCUGGUUUUUCAAAGUUGAAUAAUAAAGGCAAAGAGUUCAAUAGUGCAAUAAAUGAGGACAUACCUGGUCCGUGUACCUAUGAAAUAGAUUAUGAACCAAUCUUUGGUCUACGUUCUUAUAAUGUGAGAGGAACUUUUCCAAGGGCUGAGAGAUUUACAAAAGAAAAGGUUACGGUAAUGCAACAACCAUUGAAUUUAUUUCCACCUCCUACCAUAACUUCAAAUCAGAAAAAGUGGCCCCCAUUUAAUUCUAGCUCAAAUGCAAGACCUAAAUUUGAAGAAAUUGGAACAAGUCCAGCUGGGAACUUUGUUUAUUAUGAUUCUAUAAUAUUUAAGGCAGUGAAGAAGUUACUAGAUAUACAUAUUGUUACACCAUUUGGUAGUACAUCAAAAAGAACUUCUGCAUUUACUUCUAAUGAUUACCCUGGCCCAGGAACAUAUGAUCUCUUUGAUAAACCUAAAAAGACUAUUUAUGGAGUACGUGAUAGAAAUAACUAUAUUCCUCCAGUCAAAUUGACACCAUUGCGGGAUCUUGUUGAGUGUGAAGUUGCCCCUUGGACUUACGACUUAUCUGAUGGAAUAAAAGUUGUCUAUGGAAGAAAAGAUUGUCAUAAAGGACCUACUUGGAUUAAAGAAAAAGAUUUUAACAGAACAAAGUGGUCAAUUAAAGAUUGUCCAGAUGUAUUGUACGACCCGAAAGACGUCAGAGCUUUGCAUUACGGUCAACCCAUCUUUAACGAAAGGCCUAAGCCAAAGGAAAUAGAGAUCACUCCUGGACCCGCAGAUUAUCACAUCCACCCACUGUUCACGGAAGCCUGCCUGCGUGCUCACAUGACCCAGAACGCUACCUCUGACCUCCAAUACGUCAAAUACUUCUCUCCUAAGGUCAAAGAAAAAUGUGUUUGCUAUAUCUAAGGCACGGUAGUUCUUAGAUAGGAUCCCUUCUCUGCCCUAACACUCCGAUCUUCGCCUGUGAACUCUAUAUUUGUGAAAAUAUAUUAAUGUAAUUAUUGGC
This is a messenger RNA of Nezara viridula (southern green stink bug), 1903 nucleotides long. Lineage: Eukaryota; Metazoa; Arthropoda; Insecta; Hemiptera; Pentatomidae. The record is from the annotation of a GenBank genome assembly.